AUGUAUGCAUUCGUCGCAGAGGAAAUCGCUGCUCUGCGUAAGCAACUUGCACUGUUGACUGCCGAGGUUAACGAAAUGCUUACUCAGGAGCAACUUCCAAAUACACGAUCCAGAGCACACCGACACCAUCGUCCUCGGAAAGUUAAAAAAUUCGACUAUUGCUGGUAUCAUUCCAAAUUUGGCGAAAAUGCGCGCGCAUGCGCAUCCGGCUGUAAAUGGCAGGGAAAUGCCACUGGGACCGAGUUUCUCGUGGACACUGGCUCUGAUUUAUCAGUUUUUCCUCGCGGCUCGAUGAAAUCGCAAACAACUCCCAUAGGUUGUCAGCUUUAUGCCGCAAAUGGCACGAUUAUUGAAACCUAUGGUUUAUCAUUACAAACACUAAAUUUCGGACUGCGUCGAGAUUUCACGUGGAAUUUUAUUGUAGCCGAUGUCACCAAACCGAUACUUGGGGCUGAUUUUUUGAGUCAUUUUGACUUGCUAGUCGACCUCAAACGUAAAUGCUUACGCGACGGCAUUACAGGUUUGACAUCAUCCGGUUAUUUCCACGUAACAACAGCAUUCGACAAAAUCAAGGCUGUGGGCGGUGAUUCCAUUUAUAUGAAAUUGCUACGUGAGUUCGCAGAGAUCACACGACCUGAUCCGUCCAUCAAUGAAAAAAGAAAACAUUCAACGGUGCACUACAUUCGUACAAUACCUGGUCUACCUGUUUCUAGCGAAGCCCGUCGCUUAUCGCCUGACAAAUUAAAAAUUGCUCAAGAGGAGUGCCGUAAAACGAUUGAGCAAGGCAUUUGUCGGCCAUCGCAGAGUGCUUGGUCUUCGCCAUUACACAUGGUCCACUAA
Microplitis mediator is the source of this 840-nucleotide messenger RNA. RefSeq lists its product as uncharacterized. The record is from RefSeq and is a predicted model, not a curated record. Lineage: Eukaryota; Metazoa; Arthropoda; Insecta; Hymenoptera; Braconidae. The transcript has a single exon. Gene Ontology annotation, molecular function: aspartic-type endopeptidase activity. The coding region runs from base 1 to 840 and encodes 279 amino acids. Gene Ontology annotation, biological process: proteolysis.